This is a messenger RNA of Lactuca virosa, 1551 nucleotides long. Lineage: Eukaryota; Viridiplantae; Streptophyta; Magnoliopsida; Asterales; Asteraceae. The record is from the annotation of a GenBank genome assembly.
GUAUUCUCUUUCUCUUUCUUGAUCAAGUCACAUAAAUUGAAAGGAAAGAAAUUGGGAAAAGAAAAGAAAAACUUUAUCUUUAAUUUUGUCUCUGAGGUUUGUUUCUUUUUCCUGUAUUGAUCACCAUCUAACCCUGAAAAUCUCUUUAGAAAGAGAAAGAGGGAUCCUUUUUAUGCUUAAAUCUGUGACUUCACAGAACUGGUCCAGAAAGUUUUCUUGUCUCUGAUCCCAAUAAGGCCAUCUCUCUCUUCCAAAAGAUCUGUAAUCAUAACACCCUUUUCUCUCUCCCUCUCUCUACAUCUAUCUCUCUCUCUGCGAUUGGGAGAGAGAGAGGGAAAGACUGCCAUAGAUAGGUAGCCAGCUAGCUCUCUCCAAAGUACAAGUGGUCCUAUUUCCUUAACCCCACCUCUUGUUUUUGCUUUCUUAGCAAACCCUUUUGUUCACAUGAUCUCAAUCCAUACCUGCAAACACAUUUUCUAGAGAGAGAAAAUAAGAACACAAUGCAAGAACAAGGGUUAGGGAUGAUUGGUGGUAGUGGAGGGAUUGGUGGUGGCUUCACAGAUAUGGCUGUCUCACUUUCCGGCGAUCAAAACCGCCAGCUCAAGGCGGAGAUAGCCAACCACCCACUCUACGAACAGCUUCUCUCAGCUCAUGUAGCGUGUCUCCGUGUUGCCACCCCGAUUGAUCAGCUGCCGCUCAUCGACGCCCAACUCUCCCAGUCCCACCACCUCCUUCGCUCUUACAUCGCCGACCACCACAACCAAUCUCUCUCCCCACAUGAUCGCCAAGACCUCGAUAACUUCUUGGCACAGUAUUUGUUAGUUUUAUGUUCGUUUAAAGAACAGUUGCAGCAACAUGUCAGAGUUCAUGCUGUUGAAGCUGUCAUGGCCUGCCGAGAAAUCGAACACAACCUUCAAGCUCUCACUGGAAUAACACUUGGAGAAGGGUCGGGUGCAACAAUGUCGGAUGAUGAGGACGAAAUGCCAAUGGAUUUCUCAUUGGAUCAAUCCGGUGGCAUGGAUGGCGGUCAUGACAUGAUGGGUUUCGGUCCUCUUCUUCCUACUGAAUCUGAACGCUCACUUAUGGAACGCGUCCGUCAAGAACUCAAAAUUGAACUUAAACAGGGAUUCAGAUCGAAAAUUGAGGAUGUGAGAGAGGAAAUUCUACGCAAACGAAGGGCAGGAAAAUUACCGGGUGACACGACUUCAGUCCUCAAAGAUUGGUGGCAACAACAUUCCAAAUGGCCAUACCCAACUGAAGAUGAUAAAGCAAAACUGGUGGAGGAGACAGGGCUGCAAUUAAAGCAAAUUAACAACUGGUUUAUCAAUCAAAGGAAGAGAAACUGGCAUAGCAAUUCAAAUUCGAUGACUGCUCUUAAGUCGAAGCGUAAACGAUAGAAGGCAUGCAUGGUUUGAAAUUCUAAAAGCAAUUUUAUAUAUUCCAUAUAUAUAAAAAAAUAUAUGUCGAUAUAGGAAUAUAUAAGAGUAGGUAUCGUAUGGAAUAUAUCGAGAUUAAAAACAAUGGGAGCAAACAAGUUGUAACGAAUGCAUA